This is a messenger RNA of Labrus bergylta (ballan wrasse), 2284 nucleotides long. NCBI's taxonomy places the organism in Eukaryota, Metazoa, Chordata, Actinopteri, Labriformes, Labridae. The record is from RefSeq and is a predicted model, not a curated record.
ACCACGCCUCUUCAGUCACUCACACAUCGACAUGGCGGCGCACGGAACGAUGAGUCGAAGCAGGAGGCACAUUUGUGCUCUUUCUUGGCUAAUUUUCGUCCAGCUAUUUGCCUCACAGUGCCUGUCACUUCCGAUAAAAGGCUCGACAUCAGUGUCUGCAAACACUAAUCAGGAGGAUGAAACUCUUUCUUUGACAACUAUAAAAAAGGACGACCCAAAGCCUUCGACCCCUGAUCAGAAUCCAGCAACUUCAACGGGUCCCAUGAAUUCAGAAACUACAGCAGCUCCAAAAGAUCCAGCCCCCGCUACAGAUCUCAAUAAUUCAGAAACUCCAACGGUUCCCAAGAUUCCAGAUAUUUCGACAGGUUCCAAGAACCCUGUAUCACCUGCUGGCAACAACUCCACAACAACAGCAACAAUAAAGGCUUCUGCUGACAUCACAUUGACGACAGCCAUUCAAUCAAAAACAUCUAAAGGGAGCCAGGGAGCGCAUCCAGUAACCAUCAUUUCUGAUUCUGAUCAGGAGCAAGCAAUGAGCAAUGCUAGCAAUGCAAAUACAACACCAGUAAAGGAUAAUGUAAACUCAGCAAAAGUCAAGGCAACAGAUAAAACUGAAGUUGCUGAAGUAGCCUCAACUCAAGCGGCUCCAGCCACUUCCACCAAAGCCCCUGAACCAACUGAACUUGGGAUAGAUGAGCUGGAUGUACCUGACUCUCACUCCAAACUCUCUGAUGCUCUGAAUCAGCCCACAAUGCAGGACCCAGCCCUGCUGGAGCCCACCGAUAAUGGACCACGGCGUUACACAGAUGAUGACGAUGAUGAAGACCCUAACUACGGAGAUGGUGACGAUGGAGACAACAUGUAUGACAAUAACAUCAGCUUCAAGGGCCAGAAUGAGAAUAGCCUGCAGCCACCAAAGGGGAUUCUUGAAACACACUUAAAUGAAUCUGACGGCUACAACACAGAGGAUACAGACUCCCACUUCUUCUUUCAUCUGGUCAUCUUGGCUUUCUUGGUGGCGAUUGUUUACAUCACCUAUCAUAACAAGAGGAAGAUCUUCCUCCUGGCUCAAAGCCGGCGCUGGAAGGACGGGCUGUGUUCACGAAACACUGUGGAGUAUCACCGCCUGGACCAGAAUGUCAACGAGGCCAUGCCGUCCCUCAAGAUGACCCGAGACUACAUCUUUUGAUCCACGUUCAGAAGAAAAACAUGUCCAGACCUGAGGAGAGCUAGAUGGCCUUACUGACUUGCAGGUCGCCUUGUAGGGAUGCUGUGCUUGGAGCAUGGUUGAUGCUUUUCUUGCUUUAUGGUCUACCAGAGAUUUUAACUGUUUGUCUGUCUUUCUUAUUUGUUAUAAGUUUUAUUUUUAAUUUGAUAUUUUUCUAGAUGAAUAACUUCUUGGAAUUUAUAACUUAUGCUCUAUUGGUGUGUUUUUUUCUUUUUCAAAUUUCAGCCUUAAGUUCCACUGACGCCUUUGUUAUGUUUUUCCUCUUGGUCUUUACAUGUCAAAUACUAUAAGAAUAGAAAAUGAGUUUAUAUAACAAUGGUGAUAUUAUAAUGCUUUUUUUUUUUUUUUAUUAGUUUCUGUCUCCAGCAGUUUUCCAAGAUUUGAAUCACACUACAAUCAUUUGCUUAUAAAGCACUUGUUGGUUUAUGAAUAUUUCUUUAAAGGUUAGAGAAUGAGAAAGCUCAUACAUAUGUUCAGUCCUUCUGGAAGCUGUGAAUAAAGGGGCUGGUCAUAAAACAUAGAACUGUACCAUUACAACAUUGAAAAUUUGGGAAAACAGUUUGGAUAGAUAAAGUAGAAGUGUUCCCUUAUUGUUUCAUAUCUCAAAAAUCAGACAUCAGAAUCAUUUUUCUCUAAAAUUUUGAAAUUUGAUUUCAAUUUUUCUAAAGGAUUUGAUAUCCUUUUAUCAUGUCUGGAAAUGAAGUCAAGAAGGAUGAAGGGUCAGCAUUUUUCUUCAGAGACAACCCUAGGGAGAUAUUGUCUGCCUUUUUUUUUUCUUCUUUUUUUUUUUUUGACUUUGUGGUCCUGUACCUUUUCUUCUGUCCAGAUUUUGCCAUGCGGAAAUCUUUGGGCGGGCCCCCUUUGUUUUAUGACUUCGGUGAAGUCUCUGUCAAUCAUUUGAAGUUGUCAUUGUGGCACAAUUUGACAUUAUUUAACAUUUGAAUUACUAUAACCGUCUGUCAGGGAACAGUCUGGUGAACUGGUAUCUCUGUUCAUGAAAGGUUUUGCAUGCUCUGUGUGGCCUAAUGUUCAAAGGAGCACCAAAAAAAAAAAAAA